This is a messenger RNA of Sebastes umbrosus (honeycomb rockfish), 14180 nucleotides long. RefSeq names its product sacsin-like. Lineage: Eukaryota; Metazoa; Chordata; Actinopteri; Perciformes; Sebastidae. Bases 381 to 13238 code for a protein of 4285 amino acids. The transcript is spliced from 8 exons. The record is from RefSeq and is a predicted model, not a curated record.
GUGUAUGUCUGUGUGUGUUACGUGGAAGUGUAUGGUUAGUGUUUGUGAGGAGGAUAUUGAUUUAAAUAUCUAUAAAGAAUUCUGGGAAAUUGUGCUCAGAUGAGCUCAUAGUAACUGAAUAAUUGCGUUUCAUUGUGCAGUUCAGGAGAAACAGGUCUGUCUUCAGCUUUGAUGCUGCUGCCAUCUAAAGUUUCGUUUCCUACAAAUGAUACUGAGACUUCAGCGGGAAACGAAAGAAACUAAUGUACCGGGAAACGAGCGUGCUUUUAGGGUUGGGCAUCAGCAGCCUUUAUAAAGAGGAGAACGGAUGGACCUGCGUUUCUUUGGCAAACUUGUGGACACCAGAACGGAUGAGACUCUUCAAAUAUGACUGAGCAUGCAUGCCAGGAAGGAUGAGUUCCAAGACAAAGAAAAAAACGCGGACGUCCUUUGGGGCAACAGCGCCGCCCUUCAUUGACUACCUGCAAGAUAUUCUACGUCGAUAUCCAGAUGGUGGACAAAUUUUGAAAGAGCUGAUUCAAAAUGCAGAUGAUGGUCAAGCCACAGAAGUGAUUUUCAUCCACGAUGAGAGAAGCUAUGGGACUGAGAGCCUUUGGACUGAUGCAUUGGGAGAAUACCAAGGUCCUGCUCUCUACGCCUACAACAACGCAGCGUUCACUGAGGAUGACUGGAAAGGAAUCCAGAUGGCAGGGAGAAGUGUCAAACGCAAUGACCCAAACAAAGUUGGGAGGUUCGGAAUUGGCUUCAACUCUGUUUACCACAUAACAGAUGUGCCAAGUAUAUUCAGUUCAGAGCACCUUGGCAUGAUGGACCCCCAAGAAAAAAUAAUAUUUGGAGGAAGACCAGGAGGUUUUCUGUGGUCUCUGGAUGAUGCAGAGCACCAAGAAGCUCUAAUGUCUAUGCAUGAUCAGUUUCAACCCUUUCGAGAUAUAGUUUCGCUUGUAAGCAGACCAGAAUGGUCAGAAGUCAUCAUGGAGGAUCAACACUUUGAAGGGACAAUUUUCAGAUUCCCCUUGCGCAAAGAGGCAUCAGAUAUUUCAGAUAAUCUGUAUGACUCUGACAAGGUGGUUGACCUUUUUGAUAGCUUCAUUGCGGAUGCAGACUUGAGCCUUCUGUUCCUGAAAAAUGUGACCUCUGUGUCCUUGAUACAUAUCGACGUACAUGGCACCGUUAACACCAGACUUGAAGUGAAAUCCUCAGUCCCCACAGGUGUGGUUCUGGAGUCAGAAGAUGAGUCAAUAAUCGAGGGUUCUACAAAGUUCAAAGUGAUAACCCUCAACUCAGAAGACCACAAAGAAACAAAGUGGCUUCUGACAACCUGUACCAUGAAAGAAGGCAACGUAGAAAAUCUUGAUUCACUUGCAAAAAAGUUGAGCUUUUUCCCUCAAGUUGACUUGGCAUUCCCUUGUGGUGAGAAGAGAGACUGUGGUGAGAGUAGACUGAGCUGCUUUCUCCCCCUCCCAAACAAUGAAUCCAACAAGACAGGACUCCCAGUUUACAUCAACGCAUGCUUUGGCCUCACAGACAACAGAAGACACAUCAAGUGGCAAGAGGAAGACCAGAAACACGACGAACACGCUGUGUGGAAUGAACUGCUGAUGAAGGAGGUGCUCCCACAGGCAUACCUCACGAUCAUUAAAGAUGCCAUCAAACUUGCCCAAGAAUCUGUUCUGCCUGUCUCUUCCGUGUACGACCUGUGGCCAGAUAUCGACCAGAUAAAGCACAAAGAAAAAUGGUAUGGCGUUGCUCUGGAUGUUCUUCAUCACUUAUUCAGACAGGAAGUGGCUGUCCUCUCUCUUGCCAAAGAUGAAAGACAGUUUAUCACUCCAUCGGAAGCUGUGUUCCCCUGUAAUGGUCCAACAAGCCCUGCCAUAUUGGCCGCCAUUAAAAGGACUUUGGUUUCCUGUGAAGAAAAUCUUGUCACUUUACCAGGUAGUGUUGCAAGAGCUAUACAUGAGGCCCACCCACACCGCAACACCCUAAAACAUGUGACCCCAACUUUCCUAAGAGACAUUCUCCGCAGGAUUGGCGUGCACACCGUCUCUAAAGACGACAAACUCUGUCUUUUGGAGUACGUUUUGAGCGAUGGAAAAUACAAAGAGCUCAAGGGUCUUCAGUUGCUUCCACUCAACGAUGGCUCUUUCAGAUCUUUCACAGACAGAGAGGAGGACACUGCUUUAAUUGACAGCAACGAAUUUCCAAGAGUCUUGCUACCAUACUGCAAACACCUCUUCAUCUCAGAUGAUCUCAGUCCAGCCUGCAGCACCCACCUGAAAGAACUGGCCAGAAAAAAUUUAUUCAAGGUCAUCAACAUUGACGCAGACCGGGUGGCUGAAUAUACAGGGAGGUAUUUGCCACAGGACUGGAAGCAGACGAGGACGGGGCUUGUUACCUGGGACAUCAGCAGCAGCCAACAUCCGCCUUUAGACUGGCUCCAAGAAUUCUGGAAAUUUCUCAACACUCACUUCAAAGAGUUAAGUAAUUUCACUGGAAUGCCAUUAAUACCAGUCAGUCCUCUGUCUGUCAGUCAGCCUGUAUCACUAGCAAGACUAGAGCAGAACACAACCCUCAUUUUUCAGAAAAACAAGCAGGGGAACUUGCCGGAACAAAUAGCUCAGUUAGUGAACAAAGUCGGUGGCACAGCGGUGAGAGGAAACGAGUGGCUCAAGCACGAAGACCUAGACUCAUAUGUUCUGUGCCCAUCUCCAAAGAGUGUCAUGAAAGUCUUGGUGAAUUUAGUUUCACAGGAUGUCAUCAGAAAACUCGAGACUGCCUCUAACAGAGCACGAGAAGAACUGAAAGAUUAUCUCUCUCGUCUGGAUUCUCUCUCAGUCACUGAGAAAGAUUUGCUCUCCAAGUUGCCUCUGUUUCAAACCAUGAAAGGAUCCUGCGUUGCUGCUCAAUCAAAACGGGCUGUGCUUCUAAUUUCUGGUCUAAAAGUACCAACAGAGUUCCCCAUGCCCGAUUCAGUUGUGCAGUGUGCAACUGAGGCUGAUCGCAGACUGUUGCAGCUGCUCAAAGUCGAUCUCUUGGACACCGCCGAAGCAGCCAAUCUCCUCGUUGACUGUAUUGAGAAGGGGGCUUGCAGGAAAGAAGACACUGAGAAAAUCAUGACUUGGAUUUUACAGCACGGUGAUGUCCUUUUCUCUCAAAAUCAGACCUUGAAACGCAGAUGUAAGGACUUGAGCUUCAUUGGAGUGAAUGGAAAGCUGAAAAAGACCUCCAGCUUUUUUGAUCCAAGAAUUGAAACCUUUAAAGUCAUCUUUGAGUCUGAUUUCUUCCCCCCACCUUUAUACACUCACACAUCGCAGAUGCUGCAAAGCCUAACAGAUCUUGGAUUGCUAAAUAAAGAAGUAGAUGUGUCACCUGAGCACGUCAUGCAUGCCGCCACACUGAUUGACAGAUCACAUGUUGACUCUCAAACUGAGGCUCUCAAAAGAGCUCAGGUGCUCUUGAAGAUGUUGAAUACUAAUGAUCUGCUGUCAAAGUUUUCUCAUGAGCAACUCAAUCGCCUCAAAAUGCUAAAAUGGGUCCCAUGUGCUAAGCCUGGUAAUGACAAAAAAUCUCAGACAAGUUGUUUCUUCUGCCCGGAUGAGAUAAGAGAUUCUGUGUACGAGGACAUUGUUGGGCAUGUAAUGCCUCUGGUGGGAAAGUUCAGUGACAGAGUUAGCAGCCAACUUGGUCUCAAACGCCUACCCCCACCUGAAAAAGUGAUAGAGAAUUUGUCAGUCUUGACAUCAAAAGCACAGAAAAUGAGUGAUCCUGACACAAAUGUGGAUUUCAAAAGGAAGUUGCAUAGCAUUUACAAACACAUGCAAGACCACAUCUCUGAAUUUUCAACAGUGAUGAACAAAGACACACCCUGGAUGUGGAGCCACAACAAGUUUGUAUCACUUCAGGAUGUGGUUCUAGACUACCCACAAAAUCUUGAUUUGAGCUCUUACAUUGGAAAGGUGCCAAAAGAAUUUCGGCCAUACAAGAAGUUGCUCCGGGAGUUUGGCCUGAGAACGGUGCUUUCAGAUGAAGAAAUUGUUGGCAUUCUUCAGUCUAUCCAGCAAACCAUUGAAGAAAGGCAACAGCCAUUUGCAAGUCCCUCUGAGGUAAAAGUGUCAAUAGAAAUCCUUAACUGGCUUUGGAGAGAGAAGAAGACCGUUCAAGAUGACAUCCCAGUGCCAGUCCUCUUAGAGGGUGAACAACAUACCCUUAAACCACUGUCAACAGCAGUCUUCUGUGAUGUGAGCAAAAAUGGGUUGAAAGAGCUCAAGUACAGCCAGGAGGAAAUUCAUGUCGUACAUGAGGAAAUCCCAAUAGCAGCUGCUGAAUGGUUUAACAUCCGAUUUCUCAGUACCUACAUCCUCGAUCCAGAGUUAGUGGGAAUAGAACAGUGUGGACAAUCUGAACCGAUAACCACGAGGAUUAAAAACAUUCUCAAAGAGUAUGAUGAAGAAAGUGACAUCUUCAAAGAGCUCAUUCAAAAUGCAGAGGAUGCUGGGGCAGAAGCAUGCAAAUUCUUGGUGGAUUUCAGAGUGCACAAAGACGCCCCCGAAAGUCUCAUUGACCCUGACAUGACACUUUGUCAGGGACCUUGCCUUUGGGCAUUUAAUAAUGAGCAGUUCACAGUGGAGGAUUGGAAAAAUAUUGUCAGAGUUGGUGCUGCCUCGAAGGAAAACAAGGUGGAAAAAAUUGGAAAGUUUGGACUUGGAUUCAAUACAGUGUAUCAUGUGACAGAUGUUCCUUCUAUCCUCAGUGGCAACAGUCUUCUCAUACUUGAUCCAAAUGUAACUCACCUCAAGAAGCACAUCAGAAACAAAGCAAUUCCUGGAAUCAAGCUGGAUCUCUCUCAGAAACGACUCUUUCAUUGCUUUCCUGGUCAGUUUGGACCAUACGAACGCAUUUUUGAUUGUAAUUUCAGCAGACAAAGUCCCCCUGAGCCCUAUCCGGGCACUCUGAUCAAACUACCUUUCCGAACUGAAGAAGAGGCUCUUGAGUCAGAAAUAAGUGCAAAGGUGUAUCACAAACACAAUAUCAUCACUUUUCAACAGCACUUAACUAACAAUUCACAAACUCACCUGCUGUUUUUGAAGAACAUCAAUACAUUAUCUCUACAAAGUGUCUCAAACGAUGUUUCAACUCCGCCAAGAGAUGAUGAAAUCGAAACCGUCCUCACUGUCGCCAAAACCACUGUGAGUACAAUGAAGAUUCCUGAUGAAACCAAUGUGACAAAGCAGCAUCAAGCUGAGAAAUCAUUGGGGAAACUUGAUGGAAAAUGCAAAGAGGUCAUUGACUGCUGCACAGUCAACAUUGUCCAAAUAACCAGUCAGCAAUCUGGUGUAACUGAAGUCCAAUCCUGGCUCCUGUACAACUGCUUUGGGACACAUCAGUGUUUGCAAAUGGCUCUUCAAGGAAACAAGCAAGCCAAGUUCUCUUUGCCCAUCGGGGGGGUUGCUGUGCCUUUGCAAAAAGAUCCAGAAACUGGGAAACUGGCCCCAUUACAAACGGAUCUUGUUGGACAGGCAUUUUGCUUCCUUCCUCUUUCCAUUCACACAGGUCUUCCAGUCAAUGUAAAUGGAACAUUUGCUGUGACGAGCAACCGAAAAGGUCUGUGGGAGAGUGGGGUGAAACAUGACUGGAACAAAGCCCUUCUUCAGGAUCCUGUAGUGACAGCAUAUGUUACUGCACUUUCGGCACUAAAGAAAAUGUCUGAAAACGAGCAACUGGAAACUUACUGUUACCACACCUUUUGGCCUAAUAGAGAGAAAGUGAGUGAAACUUUCAAGCCUUUGGUUGAUGCAUUGUACUCCACCAUUGCUCAGCACUCCAUUGGCCCAGAGCUCUUUAGUGAUGGAGAACAUUGGUGCUCAAUGAACAAUGCCAUAUUUCUACACGAGAGCAUCGAAGAGGAUGAAGACAUCAGUGCACUUGCAGUGCAGGUGUGCAAGGAACAUGCAAAAGCACCCAACCAUGUUGUUUCCCUUCCACUGUGGUUGAGAAAUAGCUUCAAACAGGCUGGCCUAGAGAAGGUUUUACAGAAGAGAACAUGGAACUGGGACAAGUUUUACCAAGAAGCAGUGUUUAACAACCUUGGUACCAUGGACCCUAAGAGUAGAGAUACUCUCGUGCUGCAUGCUAUUGACCUUGAUUUCAAAGAAAUUGACAAACUACUGGUCAGAUAUCCGUGCAUCCCUGCAAAAGGCGGACAGCUCCAGCACAUCAGGAAACUUGUGAAUCCGUCAGGGAAAGUGGCCUGUCUUUUUGAACCAGAAGAAGGACGCUUGCUUGGUGGUACCAAAAAUGACUUCUGCUCCCCCAAAAGGAUUCAACGCUUGUUGGAACUUGGAAUGGCAAAUGAUCGUCUCCCACUGGAAGACAUCACAGAGAAAGCAGGCACAAUCACCAAAACCUGGAGCACUGACAAAAAGAAAGCAUGGGGGCAUUUGAAUUGCCUUCUUGAACUUAUGAAGAAUCACAUGAAUGAUGAAGACUCUCUCCAUUGGGAAACACUGAGGAUGACUGAAUUUCUCCCAGCAUUUUCCCCCGGUGAUACAAAAAUGGAAAGAAAUGUCACACUUAAAAGGCCCACUGAUAUUUUUAGUGGCAAAUGCUCCCCACUCGUUAGCAUGACACAACAUGUGCUGGAUCAUACCAAUCUGAAAAUACACAACACUGAUCCAGUCCUGCAAAUUUUGGGAGUCCAUGACAGUCCAAGGCCUGAGAAUGUGUUCCAGCAGCUGCAAGAAGCAUGUGAGCAAUCUCAAUCCAUUGACACAUCCGUGCUUCACAAAAUAGCGUGUGAAUGCUAUCAUUUCCUGAAUCAGUGGCUCAGUGAUUCUGGGGACUCCACUUUCAUCUCACAGAGGGCAAAUUCAUUCCCAUUCAUUCUUGUUGGCAGUACAUUUGUAAAUGUGACUCAUGUAGCUGAGAUUGGGCAAUUUGAAGCAAAACCCUAUCUCUAUGUACUCCCAACUGCCUUCAUUGAUUUCAGGAGGCUCUGGGAAAGUGUAGGUGUUGAAAAAUGUUUUACAACCAGUCACUUUCUGACUGUGCUCCAGGAGUUGCACUCACAACAUGGUAAGAAGACCCUGCCAAAGAGUGACCUAACAAUUUGCCUCAAAAUUCUAAAAGGAGGGAUAUAUGAGGCCAAAGAGAAAACAACGGUUGACUAUCUGAUACCCAAUGCAGAUGGCAUUUUACAACCUGCAAGUGAGAUGUUUUUCGAUGACAGCCCAUGGAUGCCAGUCGCUUCAGGUGUCACAUUAUGUCACGAGGAUAUUCCACGUGUUAUGGCUCGCCACUUUGGAAUCAAAACUACCAGGCAUCAUACCCUGCAAAACCACGUAGUUGAGAACAUUUCACCAUUCGCUUUUGAGUUCGAACAGCAGGAAAAACUAACUGUACGAAUUAAAAACAUAAUUUCAGCCUAUCCAGCAAAAAAGGAUAUCCUUAAAGAGCUUGUCCAAAAUGCUGAUGAUGCAGAGGCUACAGAGAUUCACUUUGUUUGGGACAAACGCCAGCACGGCAAAGAAAAAACAUUUGGGAAGAAAUGGAACCAACUGCAGGGUCCAGCACUGUGUGUGUUCAACAACAAAGUGUUUUCUGAUGCUGACCUGGCUGGCAUUCAACAGCUGGGAGAAGGAGGAAAGCACAACUCUCCAGGGAAGAUAGGAAAAUAUGGAGUAGGAUUCAACUCUGUUUACCAUCUGACUGACUGCCCAUCAAUCCUCACUGGAGAUGAACUACUCUGCAUUUCUGAUCCCAAUCAAAAAUACAUUGAAUGCCAUUCAAACAAACCACCAGCUGGCACUGGCUAUACACUAGCUGACACUUUCAAGACCAUGUACAUGGAUGUCUAUGAAUCCUUUCUUCCAGACAAAUUUCCUCUUAAAGAGGGCACCAUGUUCAGAUUACCUCUAAGGAUGGGUACCAUGGCAAACAGCUCUAAAAUAUCACAGCAGGGAGUCACUGACCAUGACAUGAAGGAGCUGUGCUCUGCACUCUCUGAAGAUCCUGAAGGACUUAUUCUCUUUCUGAAAAACAUCUGCAAAAUACAAGUCCAUGAAAUCAAUGAACAUUCAGAGAAACUUGAAACAAUCUUCAUGGUUGAAAAAAGUCUGCCAGAGAAAUUCAGAGAAAGUAAAGAUGCCUUUGUAAAACUUCAACAAAAUGCGCUACAAUCUGACAAACCAAUAACGCCAGACAAGGCCAUUUACGGAACCGUGAUUUCAACCUCUGACAAAAGACAAACUAAAUGGAUCAUUGCAGAACAGUUUGGCUCAUUCAAAAACAGAGAACUAACACUAUCGGACAAACUUCCCCAAGCAGCAAUAGCGGCGCGUGUGAGCACAAAGAUGGGCAAAAGUUCAGAUAUACCACCAUCCAGACCUAUGAUUUUUAAUGGAGAAGCCUUUUGUUCCCUUCCUUUGCCAGGGAAAACUGGACUGCCAGUGCAUGUCAAUGCAAACUUUGAGGUAGAUUCUGCCAGGAGAAGCCUUUGGAAAGAAGACGGGCAAAGUCUGAAAUCUAACUGGAAUGAAUCUUUGAAACAAAAUGUCAUUGCUCCACUGUAUGCAGAUCUCCUUCAUUACAUCAGCCAUAGCAUUGCAGACAAGAAAGUUUCUUCUGCAUGUGUUGAGUCAUACUUCAGUAGCUCGUACUUGUGUUUUUGGCCAACUGUGACCAAAGAUGUUGGUCAGGAUUGGCAUGAAAUGAUACAUGAGGUAUACAGAUCAAUCAAAGAAAGAGGCCUUAAUAUGAUUCCAGUGUUGAGGAGUUCAACACGCGUAAUUGCCGGCCGAGAAUUAAAGGAGUACUCUUUUGACUGGUGUAACGUCAGAGAAACUGAAACAACUAAGGCACCACACCUGACACUCCCAGCAAUGGAAGAGAUCAAUCCCAUUUUGGAAGAUCUUGGAAUGACAUUGGUUCCUUCUUCCAUGAACAGAGUUUGGAAAAGUUUCAGAGCCGCUGGCAUUGAAGUGAAAGAUGUGAAUCCUUCAACUGUGCAGACUUUCCUGAGAGAAAAACCCCUCAAUGACCCAACCCAAACGGAUGAGGAUUUACCGUUGCCCAUAACUGCCACUCUGAUCAGAGAUGAAACAAGAUGUUCAAAGCUCUUGAGUUUCUGCUUAAAAGAUUUCAACUGGAAAAAGGUCAACUCCAGUCUACUCGAUGGGCUUCCACUUCUUCUCACAAGAGACAAAGUUUUGAGAGUGUUUGACUCACAAUCUCCCAAGCUGAUAUCACGAUAUCAAAGUCUGUUCUUUGGCUACGAGGACCACUUUGCAGAUUAUCAGACCAACACAGCUCAUAGUCAUGCUCUACAAAGUUUAGGCCUUGUCAACAGUUUGACAGUUCCCUGUGCAGUGAAUUGUCUGAAGCGGUUAAUUAAGCAGCUUCUUCAGAACUGUGAAGUUGAUCUACACAGUGGUCUUCAUGUCCCAAACGAGACCAUGUUGAAGUGGUUGAAACCACUUUGGAUGUUCUUAACAAGUCAGAUUAAACCUGCAACAUCUAGUGGUGAUGAACAAAGUCUGACAAUAAGUGAUGUGAGGAAGCUCUUCAAUGACUGCUGCAUUUUACCCGUUGUGUGUCCAAGUUUGAACAACAAGCACUUCCUGCAAGCAAUGAAAGACAUGCCGAGUGUGAUUCAGUUCACCUCGGAAAAGGACAUAUCAGGCAGCCUCUUUAAACUUGGUUUUAUGAAGCUUGACACUGUAUUCUUCAGUGAUAUACAUGUAGGCCUACAUUCACUUCUAUAUGCUGAACUUAUGGAUGUGAAUGAUAAAAGCUCUGUGUUGGACCAGGUCUUCAACAUUAACCACUCAAAGUUUUCCAAGCUUUCCAAUGACGAGAUGAAAGAGCUUCAGCUUUUCCUGCAGUCUGGAGAAUCCAGGUCCAAAGACAAACACGAGUAUCAGAGAAAGCUCAAAUCCUUGCCAUUAUUUGAAACAAUACAUGGUAGCCGAGUGAGGAUUGAUGGACCAAGAGAGGUGUUUAUCCUCAACAGCACAUAUUCAAAGACAUUUCCAGAUUUGUUCACCCUGUCCGACAGCAACAGCAUUUUCCUCCAAAACAGUCCAGAGAACGGCAGUCUGUCACAAACAUUGAACAUCAAAACCCUGACUGACGUGGACUAUUUCAUGAAGUUCAUCCUGCCUGUUGUACACACACUCACAGAGAUGCAAAUGCUUCACUGCCUCAAACUGUUACUGUCACCACAAAUCAGUUAUCCUCAGCACAAGGACAAAAUCAUCUCCUCAAUAAAGAACGUGAAAUUCAUUCGCAAUUCACAAGGCAGAUUGGAGACGGCAUCAUACUACUUUGAUGAGAGUGUUGAGCUAUACAAGAAAAUGUUGCCCCAAGAGAGAUUUGUGCCUGCAAGAUUUUGGAUUGAGUUGAGUAAAGGAAAUCUACAAACAACAAAAGACCCAAAAGACUUACUCAGAGACCUUGGCAUGAAGCAUGAUGUGUCAAAAAAGGACAUAAUAAAUUUUGCAUCUCAGUUAGAAUCAGAAGCAAAAGGAAACGGCCAACUUAAAGAGUUGAAACUGAAGUCAUCAUUAAUUUUCAAAGCAGCCUGCGCUAUAGUGAAUAAUGAAGAAAACAAAAAGGAAAAGUUGCUGGAGAGCAUCGCUGACAUCAAGUUCAUUUUUCCUGUGAAAAUUCGAAAAGAACUGUGCAACUAUCACCAACCAUUUGCUGCUGAGACAACUGCUGUUAAAAUCAGAGGAUCUUUGAUGGAAAGCGAUCCUAAGCAUCAAGACCUGAUUUGGUCUGCAAUGCCGAUUAUACAUCUACCGGUUUAUAAGACAAAGAAUCUCCUGAAAUUGAUGACAAAUGCAGGAGCGCAUGAACAACCACCCUCACACUGUGUAACCAGUAACAUGAGCAACAUCUGUCAGUCGCCUUGUAAAACUGACCAGAUGAUCCAAACCCGUGGUAAUGUGUUUCGAAGUGCGUACGCCUACCUGCAAGCAAACGGGUUUGAAGGCCAACCAUUGGCUGGUCUUCCUGUUGUGUUGGUUGAAAAAGACAAAGAACUUGUGAGGACUGAUGAUGCGUCUUUUUCACUCGACCAUGAACUCGAGUUUAGACCGUAUUUGUACAACGUUUCUCCGCAGGAUGUCCUGUUCGCAGACUUCUUCAAGAAAAUUGGUGUAAAGGACAAACCUACUGCAGUGCAGUACUGUAAUGUUCUGGCAGCAGUUUAUGCAGAUUCCUGGGAUAAACCACAACUAAACCCAAACCAACAGAAAACUGUGAAACGGGCUGUUGAGCAGUUUUUCAAGUUAUUGAAAACUAAAGAAAGCCAGUCCCUUGUUGACGAUGUAAAGAUUUUGUAUCUUCCUGCAGUAGAUGGGAAAUUAUACCCAUCAUGCACACUCCACUACAAUGAUACAACGUGUGAGACCAAAAGGUUAGAAACAGCGCUGGAGAAUAAGUUCCUGUUGCUCGAGAAACUCAGUGAAUGUCAUUUGGGCAGUGACAUAUAUGUGCAUCAUCGGUUGCUGCAACUGCUGCCUCAGAAAUUCAAGCCUACAAUGCUGUCUCAAUUCACUGAGGAGAAAGUGGUGGAAACAAACAUGCAGCUUUGUGAGCUUGAGACUGACUGUGACUUUAGCGGAUGGUUUGACAAACAUCUGUCUUCCAGAGCAUUUACACAUGGACUCAUUUGUCUGAUCAGAGAGCAGUCUAAGGGAGAAAUAACACAAGAAGAUGCUACUGACAUGUGCAAGAAGACCUUUGGCAGUAUUCAGAUUGUCUGCUGCAAAAGUCUGAAAACUAUGCUUUGGGUGAAUAAACAGCCACUAAACAAAACUGCCACUGAAAUUGAUGUUUUUGUUCAAAAAGGGCAACAAGGUUGCAUCUUUUACUUGAAACACAAGGAUGCCAUGGAGCCCAUGGUGCUAAAUGACAUCAAUAUGACAUUGACAAAGGAGAUUAAUGCUCUUUUAGGGAACCGAUUGGCAUCAAAUCACCUCCUAGUCCUUGGACAACUUCUCUGGUGUGACAGUCUACAAGAUGUUCUGAAAACUCUGGCUAAGAAUGGGAUCCUUGACAGUGCUGAAACUGAAAGCCUUCGGCUUAAUCCAACAGCGCCUGGAACAGAAAUUCCAGAGGAAUGGCAUGACUCCUUGGACAUGAACGUGCUCAAUAACUUUGAAGAGGGGGAAUAUGUUGGCUACAGCACUAACGACAAGUACAUUUAUGCAGUUAUUGUUGAAGAACUGCCUGGGCAUUCUGGAUCAUAUUCACAGAGAUACAAAAUAGAAAUUGGAGAAGAUGAGCCAAUUGAAGUCAGUUGUCUUGACCUGUAUCAGUUCAAACGACCAAAGAAGCCAGAAUCCAAAGGGAGGACUUGCACAUCUGCUGAAGCUUCUUGCAUGGACCUGGUGCCACUAGUAGGAGCUGCACCACAUUCUUCCCAACCAUCAACUACCAGUUCGUCAUCUACGAGAUCCUCACCAGCCUCUAUUGAUGAAGCUAAAUGUGAAAUUGACAAAUGUUUGACAGAGAUCUGGACUCUUCCCGAGGAGGAGAGGCAUAAAGCCAUCAAACGAUUGUACCUUAGAUGGCAUCCUGACAAAAACCCUGACUGCCAACUUCUCGCCACCGAGGCAUUCAAAUACUUGCAGAAACGAAUUGAUGAGCUCAUCAAAGGAAAUGGCAAAGGCAAAACUGCAGGCCCGUUCUCCCCAAACAGAAGCUCCAAUUUCAGCAACUUCUAUCAGCAAUGGAAUCAGGAGGCCAGGCAUCACCGAGAUGGCCGAGAGAGAUUCUCUAGAGGCAACCAUUCCUACAACUUUUGGACCCAUAAUGAAAAUGUCCCAAGGCCGAACAAAGAGGAGGCCCAGCGCUGGUGCAGACAAGCUCGCUGUGAUCUCAACGCCGCUGACAAAGAAGUUGGUGGGGCGAGCACUGAGUGGUGUCUGUUCAAAAUCCAUCAAGCAGUGGAAAAGUCUCUCAUAGCUGCAACGUAUAAAGGAGAUGGUCAACAUCCUGCCAGCAGCUCCAUUUCAGCCCUUGCCAAGCAAGUUUCUCUCUACAACCUCCAACUGAGAGGUCUGCCUCAAAUUGUGGAGAGUCUGAAGAUGCUGGGAGUGGACGCAAAAAAGACUCAGUAUCCAAACUGCCAUCGAUUUCCCCAUAUCCCAAAUGAACAGUUCAAAUCAGAGAAUGAACUGUUGGCAGUGGAGCAGGCGUCUGAGCUUCUCCUUAAAGUGGAGGCAUAUGUGAAUUAGGGACUCAAGACACACAGACGUGUCAUGUUGGCAAUUUAAGAUAUUUUGACAUGAUAAAAAUGCUGUCAGCCAUAUUGUGAUAUUGAAACAUGACUAUAAACAAAAUAACGGUAUCAUUUGUUGAACAGGACAGACAUAAACAUGACUAUGUUAUGAAAAUGAAAAAGUUUGUGUUAUUUGUGACUCAUUACUGAAGACCUAAUCAUAUAAUCACUUUAGGUAUUUGUUGAUAAAAUGUAAAUAUCAAAGCAUUUUAUGCAUUGUUGUAAACAUUUAUGACAACUCACCGAGGACCAAAAUAAUCACUGUAUGACUGUUAUGAAAAUGAAAAUAUGAUUUUUUUGCAAUAUUAUCAUUUACAACUACUCACUUAGGAUCAAUAUAAUCACUGUAUGAAUUUGUUAUGAAAAUUUAAAUAUGAAGACUUUUCUUUGCAAUGUUAUCAUUUACAACUACUUACUUAGGAUCAAUAUAAUCACUGUAUGACUUUGUUAUGAAAAUAUGAUUUUAUUUUUUACAAUGUUAUUAUUUACAACUACUCACUUAGGAUCAAUAUAAUCACUGUAUGACUUUGUUAUGAAAAUAUGAUUUCAUUUUUUACAAUGUUAUUAUUUACAACUACUCACUGAGGAUCAAUAUAUCUGUAUGACUUUGUUAUGAAAAUAUGUUUUUUUUUGCAAUGUUAUCAUUUACAACUACUUACUUAGGAUCAAUAUAAUAUCUGUAUGACUUUUUUAUGAAAAUUAAAAUAUCAAAGGUUUUUGCAUUGUUAUCUUUUAUAUGUACUCAUUUGCAUCAAUCUAAUCACUGUACAACUUUGUUAUGAAAAUGAAAAUAUGAUCUUUUGUUUUUGCAAUGUUAUCAUUUAUAUUAUAGUGAAACACGGGCACAUAGAGAAAUGAUUGUGUUGUCCUUAGAAGUAAAUAAAUAAAUAAAAUGGAA